Molecule: messenger RNA, 2791 nt
Organism: Asparagus officinalis (garden asparagus)
Lineage: Eukaryota; Viridiplantae; Streptophyta; Magnoliopsida; Asparagales; Asparagaceae
Product: DEAD-box ATP-dependent RNA helicase 22
Exons: 12
Coding region: 1-2478 (825 amino acids)
Cellular component (GO): chloroplast
Molecular function (GO): RNA binding; RNA helicase activity; ATP binding
Source: RefSeq, a predicted model, not a curated record
AUGUCUUUGGAUGAGAAAGCGAUGUUCUUAAUGGUAACAUCUUCAACCUCUUUUUUUGAAUUGAAGUUUGAUGUGGCUAAGAGGUUGAAAGUCCACUAUGAAGUGUUAUCAAUGAUAUAUAAAUCUAAAAGAAACUCUGAUCUUAGUUUUGAGAUCAAGAAUGAAGAUGAUUUGAAGUGUAUAGUGGAGCAUAACCAUAAUAUUAGGUGUGUGGAGAUCCAUAUGCGAGCUAUUAUAGAUAUAGAUGUUUCUAAAUCUCAAAACACUCAGAAGGAACUUCUUGAAACGUAUGAGCACAUGGUAAAAGAGAUAAAUCCAGGUAGCUAUAUUCAUGUUGAACAGAAUGAGGGAAUGUUUUCAAGACUCUUUGUCCGUUAUGUUGCAUGCAUUAAUGGUUUCUUGAGUAGAUGCAGAACCCUUCUACUUUUGGAUGAUAUCUUUUUGAAAAAUCAAUAUAAAGAAUGGAAUGAUUAUAUGAAAGACAUAUAUGAUAUUGAUCCAAUGGCAUAUAACAUUACUAUUAACUACUCUCCUGAUCAGUAUGAGCACUUAACAUUUAAUGUGGUUGAGUCUUUUAAUAAUUGGAUACGCGAGGCUAGAUUGCUACAAAUUUUGCAAAUAGUUGAGCAUAUUCGUAAACAAAUGAUGAACAGCAGUCUCCGCCUCCGUGCGCACCACCAAGCGUUCACGCACCUCCGGCCAGCCUCCUGCCGGGCUCCGCCGGCUUGCUUUCUACCUUCUCUUUCCAUCCGCUGGGCCCCACAACCUACUCCUCUCACCUCAUGUCGGCUUCCCCCCGCGGGGGCGGGGCAGCAGCAGCAGCUGGGGAGGCCCGCUAACAGAAAGUCUUCUUUGAGACUGCGGGCUUUCUCUACGCGGGCCGCGAACAAAGCCCAUGAAGUGGAAGGAGGCCCGGGAAGCGAGAGCUGCUUCUUCGCUGACGAAGAGGUCUCGUGGAAGUCUCUGGGGAUAUCCGACCGAGUCACGCAGUCCCUUUUCGGUGCUGCUAUUCACAAGCCCUCUCUAAUUCAGGCUGCUUCUAUUCCACAUAUUAUUGAAGGCGGUGAUGUGAUUAUUGCUGCUGAGACUGGUAGUGGUAAAACACACAGCUAUCUUGUUCCGCUGAUUGAUAAAUUAUCCGUCAUUCCUGAACAUUGUAAGGAGACUAAUGCUUCAAAAGAAACUCGUCGAGUACACGAAAUAUCUCUGGUUCUUUGCCCUAACGUUAUGUUGUGUGAGCAAGUCGUUCAAAUGGCCAACUGUCUACUCAAUGAUUCGGGCAGACCACUUGUAAGGAUUGCUGCUGUUUGUGGGGGACAGGGAUGGCCUGUUGUCCAGCCUGAUAUUAUUGUCUCCACUCCAGCUGCACUUUUGAAUUUCCUCUUUACAUAUGAUUCGGAAAUGAAGCGCCGGUCUGAUUUUCUACGAAGUGUAAAAUCUGUGGUAUUUGAUGAGGCAGAUAUGCUUCUCUGUGGAAGUUUCCAGAACCAAAUUAUCCGUCUCAUGCAUAUGUUACGUUUCGAUGAGAAAUUAUUAUCUAGAAUGGAGAAUUCUGAACAGUACAGUUCCUUGAAUGUGACCAAUGAAUCUCAUGUGGAUUUGGGAUCUGAAGAGUAUGAUACACAACAACUUGUUGGGGAUCACGAAGGAGACGAAGUUGAUGAAGGAGAGGAUGUUGGCAAUGGGGAUGACAUUGAAGCUCUGAAAGGGGAAAAUAAAGGUGAAACUAGCAUGAAGAAGGGUUGGAGGAGGGUUAGAGAAGUUUAUAAGCGCAGUAAGCAAUACAUCUUUGUUGCUGCCACCCUUCCUGGGAGUGGCAAGAAAACCGCUGGUGGGGUAUUGAGGCGAAUGUUUCCAGAUGCCAUUUGGGUCAGUGGAAAUUAUCUCCAUCGUCAUAAUCCUAGAUUGGAGCAGCGAUGGUUUGAAGUUACAGAUGACACACAGGUGGAUGCUCUUCUAGAUGCUGUUAGAUGUAGUCAUAAGGAUCACCAUGUGAAUUCUUAUCUCGAGGUAAACCGCACCAUGGUAUUCACAAACACUGUUGAUGCUGCAGAAUCAGUAGCUAAAAUAUUGCAGAGAGUUGGUAUCAAAUGCCUUUCUUACCAUAGUGAGACCUCUUUGGAGGAAAGAGCAACGAAUCUCACCACAUUUCGGGAAAAUGGUGGGGUACUUGUCUGCACAGAUGCUGCUGCUCGUGGUCUUGACAUACCUAAUGUUUCACAUGUUAUUCAGGCGGAGUUCGCAACUUCUGCUGUGGACUUUCUACACAGGAUAGGCCGUACAGCGAGAGCUGGUCAGUCUGGAAUUGUCACAAGUUUAUAUAAUAAAUCAAACCAGGAUCUUGUAUCUGCCGUUCGUCAAGCAGGGAAUAUGGGGCUCCCAGUGGAGAAUGCAUUUAGCAGGAAACGGAGCUUUAGGAACAAGCUUAAGAAAAGAGGUAAAACCAGCGCUAACCAUGUACGCAGGGUCGCAGCAUAGAUUGGCGAAGAAUUGCAACUCCCUGGAGUUACAUGCAUUUGUAAAACUUUUACAUAUGUGGAUGAAAUUCUUGGACCUGCAGAAAUUUUUUCUUCUUGUUUGGUUCCAUAGACAUUCCUGUAACCACUGCAAAAAAAAAAAAAAAAAGGGUGUUCUCCUUCCUCUUCAUAUUGCGUAACCAAAAGAAAUGCCCUUUUUUUCCUUUUAAUGGGUCAAUUUGUACUGUUAGUUCCAUAGACACCGGAUUACGACAUUUUGGCUUGAAUGUUUUCUUACAAAGAAAUCUAUGAAUUUGUGUUUAUAGGUAUUCGUA